AUGUACAUCGAGAAGGUGGAAGUUCAAAAUUUCAAGAGCUACCGUGAUAAAACUGUCUUAGAUGGUCUCUCUCCCGGCCUGAACGUUUUUAUAGGGCAGAACGGCUCUGGGAAGAGCAACCUUUUACAAGCCGUCGAAUUUGUGCUCAAAGGUAAAAAAAGUUUUUUUAGAUUCCAUCAAAAGCUGCACGUCUUGAGCGACGGCUGUGACGGAUCUGUGUCCGUGCAGAUCGUCCUCGCAGACUGCGACCCGGCUCUGGGAGGACGGCUGGCCCUGAAGAGAGAGAUGAACGCCAGAGGGUUUGAUUUUUUCAUCAACAACUGCAAGACGAGUUCGAAAAAUUUCUACAGGCUCUUGGAGAUCUGCGGGUUCUGCACAGGUGCCGAGUACUACUUCGUCAAUAAAAAUUUAUUGAAAACCUUUAUCACCUUUUCGCCGGAGCAAAAACUCGAUUUUCUGUUAUCCGGUUUAGGGAUGGCUUUUUACAAAUCGGUCAUUAGCAUUAAAGAAGUCCUCCGUAAGAUUGAAAACUCGAUGCUGAGAAUAUCCUCGUUUCAAGACCACCUUUCAGAAAUAAGCAUUUUUUACAAACAGUCUAAUGCCAAGGAGUUGAAAAAAUGGAAACAAUUCAAACUCUUGUGUGAAUGCAAAGCUUAUCUUAUGGCUCAAAUGCAACUCAAUUGCCUUGUAAAGAUGAGAAAAAAAGAAAUUGGCAUUGGAGGAGAAACAGGUUCUUACAGUAAAAACAAAGCCGAAUACAGAAAAAAUUGUUUACAGUUACAAAAAACCACAACCCUGCUAGAAGAAUUGAAACAAAUGCAUUUAUUAACCAAUACCCUACUUGAGGAUACUGAGCGUGAAAUACUCAAUUUAUUAGUAAAACAAACACAAGUCGAAUUGAAAAUAAAUGAUCUGAACGAGAAGAGAAGUAUUUUGAUGAAAAAUUCUCAAAAAGAGAUUUCAGAGGAUGUUGUAAAAGAACUUAUGCAUUGCCUCACCAGUGAAGAAAAAACAAUUAAGGAAGAGACCGACAUGCUAAACAAUUUAACAAAACAACUUGAAAUGGCGGAAAAUGAAAGAGCUCUCAUAAUCGGAAAAAUGGGAAGACUGGAUCAGUUUCCAAAUAAAGAUUCAAGAGACAGAUGGCUGGAUGAAAACAUUAUCAUAUUAAAAAACAAAAUAAAUUACGAACAAGAUUCAAUAAACGAUUUUAAAAAAACUAUAUUGAAUCUUCAAGAGUUGAAAGAAAAAUAUUUAAAUGAGAUGAAGGUAGCAGAACUCUAUUCUCAAAAUAAAAACAGAGAAGAAGUACAAAAGAGAAAAUACUCCUUGGAAUACAGCAGUUUGCAGAUGGAAAUGAAUGAAUUACAAAGAGAUGAAAAUAUACUUGAAUAUGAUAUUCAGAAUUUACAAAAGAGUAUAAACUUUAAGAAAGUUGAGCUGAUAAAAAAAGUUGGAAGGAAUAUAGUAGAAGGGAUAGAAUCAGUUAAAAAGGUCAUAGAUUUGGAUAAAAAUGAAAAUAAUGGUACCAAUUUCCAAAUGGCACAAGGGUACUUAGGUACUAUCAUAGAAAGUUUCAAAUGUGAUGAUGCCCUUAACGAAGCCAUCGAUGCGACAGUCGGAAAAUUCAUGUUCUCACACAUUGUUACGACAGAUUCUAUCGGUACACAAAUUCUUCAAAAGAUGAAAAAGCUAAAUCUACCUGGUGAAGCACAAUUUGUACCUUUAAACCGUAUAAUUACAAGGGAUGCUAUACAAAUAAUAAACGAUGAUGCCAUGCCUCUAAUAAAAUUACUUAGUUUUACAGAUGAGGUUGAAAAAGCUAUGAUGUUUUGUUUCGGUGGAAUUCUAAUUUGUAAAAAUAUUGAAGCCUCGGUUGAGUCUGCAAGAACAUAUGAAUGCACAUGUGUAUCUAUUGAUGGAGAUGUGGUCAAAAAGAGUGGCAUAUUGACUGGGGGUUACAGACAGAAAAAAUUGAGCUUGCGAUCAAUGUAUAAUGAUAUUUUACGACAACAAUCCAAGAUUUCUAAAAAAUACCAACAACUCGAAUACAAUGCGCAAAAAUCAAAUCAGUUGUCACAGCAGAUGAACAAAGUUCUCUCUGAACUGCAAAAAUUAAAUGCAAAGGCCAAAAUAGAAAAUAGCCAACAAUCAGUUGCAGAAGUUAGCAAUAAAGUAAAAUUGGUAACUCAAGAGAUUGAAUCAGUUAAAAAAGUAAAGGAAAGAAAGGAAGAGGAGAUUAAGCAGCUAUUUAGAAAUUUACUUAAUUUAGAGUUAGAAUUAAAAGAGCCUUUUGGUGCACAAUACACAGUGGAUUCCAGCCGACUUACAAGGCUUAACAAAAAUAUAAUAGACAGGGUGAGCCUCAAUUUAGAAACUGACGAAGAGGAAAUCUGGACGGCAAAAAGACUGAUCAUGAAUUUAUUUACCUCUGGAGAUAGCAUCUUAGCAUUGGCGAACGUGCAGAAUUUCAGAAUAUGCCUGAUGGAUGAAAUUGACCAAUUUCUAACCGAUGAAACCAUCGACUUGUUAAACCAUAUGCUGUCUGAGUUGAACAACAUGCAGUUCUUUGCAGCAUCGCACAGGGAACUUUUCAUUAAAAAAGGUGAUAACUUGUUUAUCGUAAAGAACCAUCAAAACAGGAGUUUUGUCAAUAGGAUUGAUGAAAAUGACACAGCCGAACUAGAAAAGCUGUUAGGCACUUGUUCAUACUCAUAUGUACCUGAAGAUUCUUCUAUCUCAGAAUAUUAA
Molecule: messenger RNA, 2751 nt
Organism: Cimex lectularius (bed bug)
Lineage: Eukaryota; Metazoa; Arthropoda; Insecta; Hemiptera; Cimicidae
Product: structural maintenance of chromosomes protein 3-like
Exons: 3
Coding region: 1-2751 (916 amino acids)
Biological process (GO): mitotic sister chromatid cohesion
Cellular component (GO): chromosome
Molecular function (GO): double-stranded DNA binding; cohesin loader activity; protein binding
Source: RefSeq, a predicted model, not a curated record